UGAGGCAUUGUUAAUAUGGAAUAUUAAAGGAGGGUUACAUGAGCUUGAAUCAUGAAUUAUUCAACGCUGUAAAAGUAAAAGAAUAUGAUAAAGUAAAAUCUCUUAUAGAUAGGGGUGCUAGUAUUAGAGCUAAAGAUAGUUAUGGAUAUACUCCAUUACACAUUGCUGCUAGCUCUUCCGACGACUUAGAUAUGGUAAAGUACCUCAUAGAAAGGGGUGCUGAUGUUAACACUCAAGAUAACGAAGGAUAUACUCCAUUGCACAUAGCUGCUCGUUCUUCUAAUAACUUAGAUAUGGUAAAGUAUCUCGUAAAAAAUGGUGCUGAUGUUCAUGCUAAAUGCAAUGAUGGGUAUACACCAUUGCAUCUUGCUGCUCGAUUUCGUUCUCCAUAUAGUACAAUAAAGUAUCUCGUAGAAAGUGGUGCUGAUGUUAAUGCUAAAGGUGAUGAUGGAUAUACUCCAUUGCAUCUUGCUGCUCGUUCCUUUGCCUUAUGGAGGGUGGAAUAUCUCGUAGAAAAUGGUGCUGAUGUUCAUGUUGAAGGUAAUGAUGGGAGUACUCCCUUACACAUUGCUGUUAGUACUCCAGACAACAUAAAUAUAGUAAGGUAUCUCAUAGAAAAAAAAGAGGCUGAUAUUAAUGUUAAAAAUAGUAACGGAGAUACCCCAUUGCACCUUGUUGCUCGGUCCUCUGACUUAGAGAUGCUAAAAUAUCUCAUAGAAAAGGGUGCUAAUGUUAACGAUAAAGAUAAUGAUGGGUAUACUCCAUUACAUUAUGCUGCUCGUUCUUCCAACAACUUAGAGAUGGUAAAGUAUCUUGUAGAAAAAGGUGCUGAUGUUAAUGCAAGAGGUAAUGAUGGAUAUGUUCCCUUGCACUAUGCUGCUCGUUCUUCUAAUAACUUAGAUAUGAUAGAGUAUUUUGUAGAAAAAGGUGCUGAUGUUCAUGCUAAAGGUAAUGAUGGAUACGUUCCCUUGCACUAUGCUGCUCGCUCUUCUAGUGACUCGGAUAUGGUAAAGUAUCUUGUAGCAAAAGGUGCUGAUAUUCAUGCUAAAGGUAAUGAUGGGCGUACUCCCUUGCAUAUUGCUGCUAGUUUUUCUGACAACUUAUAUACAGUAAUGUAUCUCGUAGACAAAGGUGUUGGUGUUAAUGCUAAGGACAACCAUGGACAUACUCCCUUGUAUAUUGCUGUUCGUUCUUCUGACUUAUAUAUGGUGAAGUACCUUAUUAAAAAAGGUGCCAAUGUUAAUACUAAAGAUAAUGAAGGAGAUACUCCAUUGCACAUAGCUGCUCGUUCUGCUCACAACUUAGAGAUGAUAAAGUAUCUCAUAGAAAAUGGUGCAGAUGUUCGUGCUAAAUGUAAUGAUGGGUAUACUCCAUUGCAUUAUGCUGUUCGUUCUGCCGAUAACUUAGAUACAAUAAAGUGUCUCGUGAGAAGAGGUGCUGAGAUUAAUGCUAAGGAUAAUAGUGGACGUACUCCUUUGUACAGUGCUAUUCAUCUUGUAGGUACCUUGGAUGUAAUAAAGUACCUCAUAGACAAGGGUGCUGAUAUUAAUGUUAGAGAUAAUUAUGGAUAUACCCCAUUGCAUAAUGCUGCUAGUGCUUCUAAUUUAGAAGGGGUAAAGUAUCUCAUAGAAGAAGGUGCUAAUACUAAUAUUAAUGCUAAGGGUAAUAAUGGAUAUACUCCUUUACACUUUGCUGCUCGUUCUGCCAACUUAAAUAUGGUAAAGUAUCUUGUCGAAAAAGGUGCUGACAUUCAUGCUAAAAACAAUCGAGACAAAACACCUCUGGAUCUUGCUCAAGAGGAAUGUCCAGAUUGUAAAAGUAUUAUAGAUUUUUUAAAAGGGAAGCGUGUACGUCGUGAUGUUAAGUAUUCACUCAGUGAUCCUACUAAUAUUGCAAAUGCAUCAGACCAUUUACUGACAGCAUUGCCUAUUAGUAAUGCUAAAGAAACACUACUAUUAGCUCAUACUAAAAAUAAUACUACAACACUACAGUUUGAUCUGCAUAAUAUGACGUCAUUAUUUAAUAGUAUAACGUUAUUAUUAAAUGUAUUUGUAAGAAAGAUAUUUAUAGGAAAGUUUAUAAAGCAGAAAUCUGUUCCUAUUACAGUGAUAGGUUUUCCUGAAGACAAACAAGAGUUAAGUUAUACAUUAAAUGCUAGUGGUGGAUUUGAAGAAGCGAUAAAACAUGCUGAAAAAGAGAGCGGUAUAGCUGUGGAUUUAUCAAAUAUUAACUUUCUAGAAAUGCAUAAAGAAAUUGCAGCUAAGGUUGCUAGUGGUAAACCUAGGCUCUGUGAACCAAAAUUUGGAGAAAUAAGAAAAAAGUGGUAGUUUAACCGUGAAUAAAUAAGGAGAAACUACCAAAUGAAAUAUUACAUACAAGAAACAAAAUGGAAACAAAUUUUUGCAAAUUUGAAAAGCGUAAAAGGAAUACACAGUAAAAACGAAGAUCGGAUAAGAAGGUUCAUGGAAUCAGUGUGGUACAUGGCUCGAAGUGGUUGCCAAUGGCGACUUUUACCAGAAAUAUAUGGCAAUUACAGAAGCGUACAUAAGAGAUUCAANCAGUUGUGGUGGCCGAUAAGGGCUAUGAUAGUAAUGCUUUUAUUGUGGGUCUUGAGAAUAAAGGGUGUGAGGUUGUUAUUCCUCCGAAGCGUAACCGAAAAGUGCAGAGGUAUUAUGAUGAGCAUAUUUAUAAAGAACGUCAUUUGAUUGAAUGCUUUUUCGGCAAAAUAAAACAUUUUAGGCGGAUUUUUUCAAGAUUUGAUAAGACUGCCACGGUUUAUUUAGGCUUUUUAAACUUCGUUGGGGCCCUCAUAUGGCUUGCUUAAAAUUUUGGUUCACAGAGCCUAGUGAAGUUCUUAAGAUUUUAAUUUCAUAUGCAGAAGAAGCAUGUACUACUAGGCAAAUGAGUGAAGAGGAGUGUAAGGAGUUUAUGAAGGCUUUUAAUGCAAAGUUAAACAUAGAUUCUAAUCAAACCCUACCUAAUAGUCAAUUGGAAGACGUUUCUCGUAGCAACCUCACUAUAUUUAAUAAAUUUAUAGGGCUAUAAGUUAACAAGCAGUUCCUACCGAUUUUUUGUGUCGGUAGGCUACUUUCUCUUCUUAAUAGAUAAACUCGAUUUUCAAUGGCAAUUUUAUCAUUUUGGAAAAAAAAUAAGUUUUUGUAAUAAAAAGGAUUGAUUUAUAAAAAUAUGUUGUUACACUGCCUUGCGUGAGGCGUUGAUAAUUAAAAACGGAGGGUUAAAUGAAUAAUUUAAAUGAUGAGUUAUUUAGUGCUGUACAAGUAAAAGACUACGGUAAAGUUAAGAGCCUUGUAGAACAAGGUGCUAAUGUUAAGGCUACAGAUGAUGAUGGAAAAACCCCAUUGCAUUAUGCUGCCAGUCUUUCCCUAGAUAUAGUAAAGUAUCUUGUGGAAAAAGGUGCCGAUAUUAAGGCCAAAGAUAAUGAUGAGAUUACCCCAUUGCACAAUGCUGCUGGGUUUCACUUAGAUGUAGUAAAGUAUCUUGUAGAAAAAGGUGCUGAUAUUAAUGCUAGGGAUAAUGAUUAUGGGUAUACCCCAUUGUACACUCCUGUUUUUGCUUCCGACUUAAAUAUGGUAAAGUAUCUCGUAGAAAAAGGUGCUAAUGUUAAGGUUACAGAUAAUUACGGGUAUACCGUUUUGCACAAUGCUGUUAUUUCUGCCACCUUGGAGAUGGUGAAGUAUUUUGUCGAAAAAGGUGCUAAUGUUAAUGCUAAAGGUGGUGAUGGAAAUACUCCAUUGCACAGUGCUGUUAGUGCUGUCAAUCGUAAAUUAGGAACGGUGCAGUAUCUCGUAGAAAACGGUGCUAAGGUUAAUAUUAAAAACGGUCACAACAAAACUCCUUUGAACAUUGCUCAAGAAAAGUGUCCAAAAAAUUGUAAAGAAAUUAUAGAUUUCCUAAAGGAGAAGAGCACUAAUCCUGGAAGUCGUGGUAUUAAGCAACUUGCUGAAUCUAUAAAUUCAACAACUCCUUCUCAAGAACAGAUUCGACAAAAGAGACAGGAUGAUGAGGAAAUGAUUAAAAAAAUUCCUCAUCAAGAACAGAUUCGACAAAGGAGACAGGAAGUGUUUGUAGGUACAACAACUUCUUCUGAUUUAAUUCAAGAACAGAUUCGACAAGAGAGAGAUAUUCUUAAAAAUAAUGUUGUUUCGCGUGUACUCACUACUGAAUCUGCAAAUUCAGCAACAAUACCAUCACUAGUACUUAAUGCUGGACAUAAAGAAGCACCGCAAUUGGCUAAUGGUCAAGGUGGUGAAAUAAUAUCACAGGUUGAUUUUAAUAGUACAUUGCCACUUAACAGCACAUUACUAUUAUUCGAUAUGGUGACAAGAAUGGUUACUGGGCAAAAACCUGUUUCUACUACACCAGUUGCAGACCUUACUCGAGAUCAAAAAGUAUUAAUUCAUGCAUUGAAUAAUCAUUCUGAUUUUGAUGAUUACAUGGCUGCUUUUCAUCCUAAUAGUCGUUUAGAAGAUGUUUCUAUUUCUAGUAGCAAUAUAACUCGAAGGCUAUAAGUAAACAAUUACAGGCCUACUGAUUUUUUGUGUCGGUAGGCUACUUUCUCUCUUCUUAAUAGACAAACUCGAUUUGCAAUUUGGAAAAAAUAAAUUUUUGUAAUAAAAGGGGUUGAUUUAUAAA
Messenger RNA from Cinara cedri, 4653 nucleotides. Lineage: Eukaryota; Metazoa; Arthropoda; Insecta; Hemiptera; Aphididae. The record is from the annotation of a GenBank genome assembly.